Prorocentrum cordatum is the source of this 2313-nucleotide messenger RNA. The record is from the annotation of a GenBank genome assembly. Lineage: Eukaryota; Dinophyceae; Prorocentrales; Prorocentraceae.
AUGGCGGCUCCUCGCUCCGCCAUCCUGACCGCGGCCGUCGUGCUCGCCUGCACCAGCCUGAUGGCCGCUUUCGUGCCCUCGCCGGUCGCGUCGCGCCCGACAGCGCAGUCGCUGCCGACGGCGGCGCUCAGUGCGGUGGCGCUCGCGGCGCCCACCGCCGCCCACGCGGAGGGCUCGAGCGUGUGGAUCCCGGCCCUGUCCGCCGUCGGCGCCGGCUUCGCCAUCGGGCUGGCCGCCAUCGGGUCCGGAGUGGGCCAGGGCAUCGCCUCCGGCCGCUGCAUCGACGGCAUCAGCCGCCAGCCGGAGGUUGCCGACGACCUGCGCGGCGUGCUCCUCCUGUCCCUCGCCUUCAUGGAGUCGCUGACGAUCUACGGGCUCGUCAUUGCGCUGGUGCUGCUCUUUGCCAACCCGCUCAUCAAGAGGACGAGCGAGAAGGGCCCGCCUUUCCUCAGGGGCAAGGCGGCGGCGGCCGCAGUUGGCGGAGCGUGCGGUGCGGCCGGCGCCGCCGCCGGCUGCGCCAGCGGCGCCGUGGCGGCAGCGGCCAGCGGCGCCCCUGGCGCGGAGGAGCCCGGCGCGGGGCUCGGCGGGGGCAUCGGGCCGCCGCGGGGGCCGCUCCGAGGAGCCGACGUCGGGGCGGCGACGCAUCCGGCGCCAGCGCAGCCCGAGCCCUGGACCAGAUCCCUCCGCCAGGGCUCCCCUGGCGGCGAGGCGUGGCAGCCGCGGCGGUACGCCCCGCGACAGCGGCGCCAGGGCGCCGGCGCGUGGCAAGGGAUCGGCGGGCUGGGGCAAUGGGCGGCGUUCGCGGAGUCGGACGCGUCGCGGCCAGGGCCGUGCUCCCGCGGCGACGUCCAAGGCAGCAGCCCCGCGCCAGCCGUCGCGGCUGGCGACGACGCCUCCUCCUCCGGAGUCCAAGGGGCAGCCGCCAGCGCCGGGCCGCGGCAGCUGUCCGCCCAGCAGCGAGGAGGACAGCAGCGACAGCAGCAGCGGCUACAGCGACAGCGGCGCCAGCGGCGCCGCCCGGGUCGGUCCAGCCGCCGCAACGGCGCCGCAGGCAGCGCCCCCGGCUGCUUCGGCAGCGACGGUUCCGGCUGCUCUGGCAGCGACGGCACCGGCUGCUCAGACAGCGACGGCUCCGCCCUCAGCGCCAGCGGCCGCGUCAGCUCCGGCAGCGACGGUGGGCCCGGCUGCGGAGCCGAGGGCGACGGCCCCUCCGGAGUCAUCGACAUCGGCAUCGAGGCCAGCUGCGACGCGCUGGGGCUCUGGCAUGGCGCGCCAGGGCGUUCGGGCGGCGCGACCGCGUUUGCCGCGCCUCCGCGCCAGCGCUCGGCCUGCGGCGGGGCCCCGCUGGACGAUGCGGUCCCGCGGUUGCCCGGCGUGCGCCCGGCGGCGCGGCCUCCGGCCCUCCACGAGGGCGACGGUUCUGAGGCGGCCAGCCCGCCUAGCGUUGGCACCAGUGCCGCCGCGGCGGGCGCGCUGGUCCCGGCCCCCCCCACGCGGGCGGAGGGCGACGGUGUGGAGCGCGACGGAAUCUCCAGGGAGGAUUUCGUGCAGGAGCUGCGGGAUGGCCUGGCCAGCUCGGGGUGGGCGGCAGCGCGCGCGCUGGCGCUGGCGCUUCGCGUCGCCAUUCGCGGUUUGGGCUUCUGCGAGGCGUGUGCCCGGCUCGAGGAGGCCGCCUCGGCGAUCCCGGAUGCGCUGGGCCGCCGGCGGGUCGUCGAGCGGGUGCUGCAGGCGGCCGAGCGGCCAAGGGCCGAGGCGUUCCGGGCCUUCCCUGAGCUGGCGGCGGAGGCGGCGCAGCCGGCGGCGGCUGCGGAGGGCGACCCCGCCGUGGACGGGCCCGCGGCGCUGGCAGCGGCGGCGCGGCGCCUGGGCGGGGCUGGCUUGCUCUUGGCAAUGGCGGCCCCUCGCUCCGCCAUCCUGACCGCGGCCGUCGUGCUCGCCUGCACCAGCCUGAUGGCUGCUUUCGUGCCCUCGCCGGUCGCGUCGCGCCCGACAGCGCAGUCGCUGCCGACGGCGGCGCUCAGCGCGGUGACGCUCGCGGCGCCCACCGCCGCCCACGCGGAGGACUCGAGCGUGUGGAUCCCGGCCCUGUCCGCCGUCGGCGCUGGCUUCGCCAUCGGGCUGGCCGCCAUCGGGUCCGGAGUGGGCCAGGGCAUCGCCUCCGGCCGCUGCAUCGACGGCAUCAGCCGCCAGCCGGAGGUUGCCGACGACCUGCGCGGCGUGCUCCUCCUGUCCCUCGCCUUCAUGGAGUCGCUGACGAUCUACGGGCUCGUCAUUGCGCUGGUGCUGCUCUUUGCCAACCCGCUCAUCAAGUAG